AUGGACCCAUCCGAGGCAAUUCCAGUGCUAAUGGAUGUCGCUGGAAUACCUGAUGCCGACACGGCAAGGCGUUUCCUAGAGCAAGCAAAGGGUGACAUUAAUGCAGCUGCCUCUCUUUACAUUGACAGUGUAGCAGCGAAUAACGGGGUCUCUUUAUCGGACCCAGGGGAGGGUCUGAGGGCCCCGGAUCCGGAAUAUUCGCAAACACUGCUCAGCCCAUCGUUUCACCCUUCCCAAGCGGCUGCAAGCUCUGCUGGUUUUCCACAACGAAAUGUAACGGCUCUCGCCGUGGAUUCGUCUGCUGGGACGGUGGCAUUUCGGGACUUAUUUGAACUGCCUGGGGGAUUAUCGUGCCAGGAGCCAUUUGCCCGUGCGAGAGAGUUGGGCCGAGAGCAGAACAAAUGGCUUCUGGUGAACAUUCAGCAGGUGGAUGCAUUUGAAUCCCUCCGACUUAACAGAGACGUUUGGAAGGCGGAGGUUGUUCAGGUGAUCUGCACCUGGAUCUUAUCAAAGACUUCUUCAUCUUCUGGCAAAGAACAGAUCGAUGUGAAGAAGGCCAAAUUUUCUGCGACAUGUAUCGCGUCCUUCGUUCCAUAUUCAGGUCAUGUCUCUGCCUCAUUUUUUGAAUUCGUUGAGCGCCAGCAAAUGGCGGACUCGAAGAGCAAGCGGGGCGAGAAACCAUCAGAAGACUCUAACGCCGUUCCUUCAGGCGCACCCGUGGUUUCCGCUACCCCUGCAGCAGCAGCAGCAGCUGCUGCUGCUGGCGCCCCUAGCGAAGCUUCCUUUGCAAAUCCAGCGUCUCUGUCUGCAGCUGCUGCAGCUGCAGAUGCACCAGCUGCACUGACCGUAGAUGAGGCAGAUACAAGCAUGGGAGGCCACCAGUUACAGUCGCACAAAACUAGUGCGGACGAGGCCGAGCCCUCUGCCUACAAAGAAGUUAAUUCUCAGUUAUUGGAUCUUAUGAGACUACGCGAGCAGCGAAGGCAGCAGCAAGGGAAGACCGAAACACAGAGCUAA
Eimeria acervulina is the source of this 1017-nucleotide messenger RNA. Its product is annotated as GD22670, related, related. NCBI's taxonomy places the organism in Eukaryota, Apicomplexa, Conoidasida, Eucoccidiorida, Eimeriidae. The record is from RefSeq and is a predicted model, not a curated record. Gene Ontology annotation, molecular function: ubiquitin binding. The coding region runs from base 1 to 1017 and encodes 338 amino acids. The transcript is spliced from 9 exons.